Messenger RNA from Gigantopelta aegis, 7397 nucleotides. Its product is annotated as cadherin-23-like. Gene Ontology annotation, biological process: homophilic cell-cell adhesion. The record is from RefSeq and is a predicted model, not a curated record. Lineage: Eukaryota; Metazoa; Mollusca; Gastropoda; Neomphalida; Peltospiridae. The transcript has 39 exons. Bases 363 to 5915 code for a protein of 1850 amino acids. Gene Ontology annotation, molecular function: calcium ion binding. Gene Ontology annotation, cellular component: plasma membrane.
AGCUGUCGACAGAACGUGGAUACCUGAGCAAGCUUGAUGGCUUAGAUGAAAGAAAGAAAAACACGAGAAAAGAGAUGAACCGUGGCCCGUCCUUUGUUUUCUUCUCCGCGAUCUCUCGCUCAUCUUUUAGCGUCUACGUCGGAGCGGGCGUACACAAGACGAGGAUGUAUUAUUCACGUUACUGUUGAAGGGGAAAAAGACAAUCGAACUAAAUGCUGUUUAUUAUACAAUAAUCAUCUGACACAGUUUGUACUGUGUGUAAAUUGCGUUUGCUUAUAUCAUGGACUAUCCUCAAGUUGAUUCGUCAGUACAUUAUUUGUAAACAUUCAGGAGGUUUGUACGGCUGUGACAGAACCUGAACGAUGGCAUCACAUUCAUCACCAUCCUCACCGUGUUCAUCUUGCAUCUGUGAUAGCUGGCACGUUGUCAUCAGCAUCCUGCUGCUACUCAGUGUUUUCAUUCUCCCAGUGAGAAGUAAUACUCCACCUCAACUCAAGAAUCCGGGUGUGUUAAUUUUACCAGAAGACACACCAGUUGGGUCGAUUAUUGGCAACUUCACUGCUGUGGACUAUGAUGGGCCAGCCCCUCUGACAUUCCGAGACACGGACACGGAUGAUAUUAAAGAUCGACUGGUCCGACUGAGCGAAACUCGCAAACUUGACCCUAAUACCUGGAUUGUUGACAUCAUACUGAACAGACCACUCGACAGGGACUUUGAGCCAAGUGAAAGAAAAUUAUAUUUUUUGAUAGAUGACAGCACCAGUGAAAUUCCAGCACGGAUAUCUUUGUUUAUCAAGGACGUCAAUGAUGAGAAGCCUCAGUUUAAAAAUUUACCAUAUAAGCCUGUCGUAAACGAGAGUGUUGCACCGGGGUCGGUGGUGUUUACUGGAGUCAGGGCGGAUGAUCCCGAUAACGGUCGAGGUGGAACCGUCACAUACUCCAUGGUGACUGAUGCCCAAGCAGCUGAUGAAGAAUACCGUACGACCUUUGACAUUGAGCCCCAGACAGGGGUGAUAACUGUGAAGAAAAGACUUGAUUAUGAGAAGCACAACUAUUACCAGUUCAAAAUCAGAGCUGUUGAUGGUGAGGGUCUGGAGGGUGUUCCUGCUGACUUGCUGAUAGAGGUGAUUGAUGUACAAGACACACCACCGUACUUCAUCAAUUUGCCGUACAGCGUGGAGGUGGAUGAGAACGUCACAGUUGGCACUGCAAUCCACCAGGUGGCCGGUCUGGAUGGUGAUCGAGGGAUUCCAAACAGUCUUGUUUACAGAUUCCUACCAGGACUUGAUGAACACUUCAAUAUAGAUCCGGACACUGGGUGGAUCACAGUCAAGUCUCCUCUGGACAGCGAUGAUCCACGUGUCAGGAACCGAGGGGGGGUGUACGCUAUGUAUGUGGAGGCUUCGGAAGUUGUCCCUGCUGGCCAGGUGAACAACGGUGCCACCUCUGCCACAACGCUGGUGACGAUCACAGUGAGAGACAUCAAUGAUAACACACCCACCUUCAGCAACAACAGCUACGAUGCCACCAUUCUGGAAAAUAUGCAAAACAAUGUGCCAAUCACUUUUAUGGGAGGAGUUAUGAGAGUCUCUGAUGCAGAUCAGGGCACAAAUAGCCACUUCACCCUGUCCAUUGAGCAGGGUGGUCGGCCCUUCCUGGAGUUCACAACCUUACCACAGGAGAUAUUCUCAGAAUCCACAGUGCUCAUACGAGUCAACAGUUCACAGGAGUUGGACUAUGAAGAAAGAAAAUAUAUCAUUUUUGAGGUGGUAGCGAGAGAAAUCGACACAGUGGAGCGACGUUCCAGCACGGCCACCGUGACUCUUCACAUUGAAGACAUGAAUGACAACGUGCCAGUCUUCACCAAUGACUCGUACCAUCUGACUGUGAGAGAGGACGCGCCAAUCAACUCCACUGUUAUUACUCUAGAGGCAAACGACAAAGAUUCAGGAAUAUUUGGAGAGGUGUCUUAUUCUAUUCGGGGAGGAAACAAACGAUUCCGUAUUGACAAUACGACCGGGACCAUCUACGUUGCUGCGGCACUGGAUCGUGAAGAGACCGAUGAUUACUACUUGACGGCGGAGGCGCGGGAUGGCGGCGGCCUGCGAACCCCCACCGAGGUGACGAUUGUUGUCCUCGACGUCAACGACAACGCUCCACAGUUCCGCAGGAAAGACUACGAGGCGACUGUCAGGGAAGGAGACAGUGAUUUCAUACGACCACUCAUUUUGGAGGCUACUGACGAUGACGAAGCAAAAACGGUGAACAGUGAUGUCCACUAUCGGAUUAGUCAAGUGACCAUCGGUCUGGAGAGCAACUUCUCGAUUAAUGAAGUCACUGGCCACAUCACUCUGACCGAACCACUGGAUUACGAGAAGCUUAAGCCGGUGAUCGGGGGCAAGGUCUUGUUAGAGGUCGAGGCAUUCGACAUGGGAGAUCCUCCGCUCUCAACGUCAGUGUUCGUUAGCGUAACUGUGGAGGAUAUAAAUGACAACACACCAGGCUUCAUUCAAAGUGUCUACUCCAAGCUGUUACAAGAAAAUGCAACACAAGGAAGUUCCAUUCUCAACGUUACAGCGUUCGACUUUGACGGAACAAGUCCGAACAAUGAUUUCAUAUACCGAAUAGAAAGUGGAGCCCUUGACAAGUUCCGGAUGGACUUUGCCACGGGGGUUAUUUAUGUGGAAACCAGUGCGCGACUAGACCGGGAAAGCAAGAAUGUUUACACAAUGAACAUCUCGGCCAUCGACAAGGGGACACCGCCACGUACGGGCCAUGCCGUUGUCGUGGUGCAGCUCAGUGAUGUUAAUGACGAGGUUCCCGUGUUCAGACUGGAGAGAAUGUCCACCACGAUACAGGAGAAUGCGGAAGUGUAUUCCUUGGUUUCCUCCCUGCUUGCCGAGGACCCUGAUUUGAAUGCUGACCUAGAGUACAGUGUGGACCUGGUUAAAGCCUAUGAUGACCGCAAUGAUGAGGUGGAUAUUCGACAGAAUAAUUUAAAGCAAUACUUUGGCAUUAUUCCUUCCAAUGGUUCCAUCUUCGUUGCAUCUGCCCUGGACAGAGAGAGAGCCGAGAGGUUUAUUUUGAAGAUCACCGCCCAAGAUGUCAAUGCUUGGUACCCUGACACACAGGCUGCUGAACAAACUGCUACAGCUACCCUGACAGUGACACUAGAAGACUUCAAUGACAAUGCCCCCAUCUUCAAGCCGAGCAACAUCUACCGCGCCAACAUUUCCGAGGGGCAGGAUCUCGACUCUGAGGCUCUGCGAGUUGAAACUUCCGACCCGGACAAAAACCAAGUUGUUACUUACCAGAUAGAGAGUGCCGAGACCAGCGCCUUCAGGAUUAACCCUAACACAGGCAUCAUCCGUGUAAAGAAGAAACUCGACCGCGAGGCUCAGACUGACCUUACCUUUAUCGUUAUCGCCACGGACAACGGCGUUCCGGUCAUGUCGUCAUCGGCAACAGUGUUUGUGCGACUCCUCGACAUCAACGACAACAACCCCAAGUUCCCCCCUCACCCCAGCCUCUACCAUGUGUCAGAGGAUGCACGCAUUGGCCACAUCGUUGCAACAAUCACUGGCACUGACGCCGAUGAGGGCGACUUUGGUUCUCUCUUCUACACCCUGAGUGGGGUGGAUAAUGAUGGGACGUUUUCCGUGAUAGAAAAUACGGGGGAGAUAACUGUGCAAAAGGCACUGGAUCGAGAACGCAAAAAGACAUACACCCUGGAUGUGGUUGCCUGGGACAACAAGAAGGACCCCAGCAACCGCAGGUCAAACCGAACGGCCAUUAGGAUCGACAUCGAUGACGUCAACGACAAUGCCCCGCAAUUCACCCAUAUCGGCUCCCAGAGCAUCCCGGAGUCGUCUCCCUUGGGCACCAGUGUUUACAAAGUGGUUGCCAAUGACGCUGACUUUGGAGAAAAUGCCACAGUGGAAUACUCGCUGGGCGAGGACACAAACGCGACUAACCCGAGAGGACAGCUCAUCUUCAGUAUCCAUAAAACCAGCGGAGUCAUCUACGUAAAGUCUGAUCUACACAACGCGGUGGGCAUCAGAUACGUCACAGUGUUCGCCACGGACAAAGGGAUUGAGCCGCUGUCUAACAGCACUAAGGUGUAUCUCAAAGUCCUCGAUGUCAAUGAUGAUGCUCCGCGGUUUGUGACGCCGGAUCCCAACAACCCAAUUGUGGUUAUUGAAGAGGAUCAACCUCCAGGCACACCUAUCAUUACGCUGGUCGCAAACGACGAUGAUUUUGGUCAGAAUGGAGAAGUGGUGUACACCCUGGUUGAGACGGAGUCGCGACUCGACUGGAAGAAAUUCGCUCUCAACAGACUGACAGGUCUACUGACCAAUCGCGUGAUUCUCGACCGGGAGUCACAAGAAUACCACGAGCUGAUUGUUCGUGCGACCGACCGCGGAGUGCCACGUAACUACUCCACGGAUCUCACACUGACGGUCCGAGUUCUCGACGUCAACGAUCAGCCUCCGCGGUUCGACAGAUCGAAAUACCCGACACCAUACCCGGUUAAAGUUGUUGAGGAGAGUAGCUCGGCCUGUGCUGGCAACGUCGGCAUUGCUGUCGAUGAUGACAUAAACCUCAACUACACCAUCAUCUGUUAUUAUCUCUGGGCUGUAGAACUAGAAAACACUUUUACCCUGGACAAAUCGGGUGCACUUUGUUUGAGGAGAAAAUUAAACCGAGAAGAACAACCCUACACUUACGUGGUAAUCCGAGCCUCGCCAGACUGCUACGAGGACGUCACCCCAAAGAUUUUCACUCACUCACCCUUCCUCCUAGCACCCCCCAUCAAAAUAUAUGACCAUUCCAACCAUACGUUACUGUGGGUUAAUGUAACUAUUGAUGAUAUCAAUGAUAACGCACCACAGUUUCAUCGCAAGGACCUUGCCCUUGGAGUUACGAGGAACACUCAGUUUGGAAGAAUUAUUUUGGAACUGAAGACGGAGGCGUCGGAUGACGACACUGCGAAGUGGGGUAUUGACAGUUUCAACACGACCGGACCGCUCGAGGUCCGCCCAGACAGCCUCCAGGAACAGCUGGCCGAGAUGGGCAUCAAACAGCCGUUCCUCUUCUUCCCCAACGGGUCGGUGAAAACCAACACCUACUUCAAGCCUAACAUGUAUGGCUUCUUCCGAGUGCCCAUCAUGGUGCGCGACAAGGGAGGUCUCACCGACACCGCCACUUUGAGGAUUUCCUUGAUAAACGAUGACCAGCGACUAAGGGUGGUGUUCAGGAGACGUAUAGAGGCGGUGUACAUCAAACAAGAAGGGGAGGAAGGAGCUGUCAAAGACAUAUUUCCAAUACGUCUUAUGAAUGUUACUGGCUAUCGUAUUGUGGUGGACAAAAUACAGACACACCAGAAUGAUCAAGGCAAACCAGAAUUUGAAAAAACUGACAUGUUGAUACAUGGAGAAGACCCCAAAACAGAUGAAGUGGUCCCAGCAGAGGAGUUAUUAAAAUCAAUAGAUUUUAAUGCUGAGUUUAUGAUUGGUAUUCUUAAUGACUACAACAUAGAGAGAAUAGUGCCGACUAGUUCUGGAGGAGAAGACAACACUGUUGAGAAGGAACUCAAGAUGGCCGUCAUUCUGAUAUCGGUCAUCCUCGGAAUGAUCAUCGUGGUUCUCAUAGCCACGUUCUACACCAGCCGCAAGAAGUACAUGAGAAAGCUAAAAGCAGCAACAGCCAUGGCAUAUGCCCAAAAAGGAGAUGGCUCUCAGGAAUCUGACCUGUACAAGCUGGAAAUGCCAGGCACAAACAUCCACUCCUAUGAAAACGCUGGUAGAUUAGAAAUAAUGCAAGAGAACCACACAGGUGCCAAUCCCAUCUACCUGGAGAAGAUUAUGCUGGAUCAUGCAGAUGAUGAUGGGAACCCUACUACACACACAGCUUAAGGAUCAACUUCUUUGGAUGAAAAUGCGAUUCAACAUAACCGUCCAUACGACGAACAAGAAGUGUCUAUGAAUAUUUUCCCCGAAGACAAAGAAAACGCACAAUCACAGAGAAUGAAAGACCUCUACCUUAAAGCAGCCUUGAAUGAACAUGAGACUUCUAGAAACCUGAAAAACCAUGAUAUGUCCAAAAAGUUUCAAAACGGGAAUGGAAAGUUAAAGAUCACAAACGGACAUGCACAUGGGCAUGAUGGGGAAGCCAUUACAACAAGGAAUGUAGAUGGUUUACAGACUACAGAGAUUUAAUGCCAAUGUUUUAAUUAGGAAUUUCAAAAUAACACAAAAUGGAGAAAUAAUUAAGAUUAAUUGUUGUGUUACCAAGUUGGUAAUUUCGUUACACAUAUCUACCUGAGCCAUUGUGAAAAAUGUGUCUUCAAGUGUGAUAAAAUGAUAGAUGAUUGGGUAUGGAAGAUGGUUUUUUUCAGGGAUGAAAAUCGUCCAAGGUUUGUUUCUGGAAUUCUUGAUUUUAUAGUGUCACUUGAAAACUGUUCCUCAUUUUGUUCUUUGGUGAUACGUUCACAACAACAUCUCCUUUUGAAGGCCCUUCGCAGUUUUCCAGAUCUUUCGUCUCUGGUCAUUUUCAUCUGUGUUUGUGACCAACACAAAAUGUCAUUGAUUGACUUACUAAUUGUUGUUUCUGAUAAAACAAACGAUGUUGUUGCACCUCCUCUCAUAAGACUAGCUGAUGAAUUAUGUGAAAGUGUUGAAUAACAUUGACUUCAGAAACAGUAAACUGAGGACCUUUUUUUAGAAGGACAUGCAGUUAACGGUGUCCUUGGAGCUAAAACUUACAAUUGUGUUCAAUAUUUGAGUUCCAAGUAAACCACUGUAGCAUGUUCAGAUAUUGUUAUUGUACACUGUUUUGUUUUAUCACAGGAAACAACAUCUAAGGAAUAUGGAAGGCUUCUGAAUAUAUGAAAUUCUUAAAUAGUGAGUGUACCUACUGCAGUGGAAAUUGGAUUUUCCCCCAGGUAUAUGCGAGAACAUAAAAAAAACACGCAAGCAGUAGCUGGAAUGGCAAAUAUCGGUAUGGAAUUGCUUAAUUUGUAGUUCUUAUUCUGAUUCCAUGUGGAUAUAUAAACUUCAUAUAUCCAUAAAAGGAUGAAAUUGGUUUCUUGUGGAAUCAACACUUGUGUCUGACCUCAUGCAAAAAGGGAAGCAUUAGUGUGUUAAAAGACUAGUAUGUGACUUCUAAGCUGCAGCCUAUCAUAGUAGCAGUUUAUAUUGGUGCUCUGUGUAUGUGUGUGUGUGUGUGUGUAAUCUGUCUCUCUACAUACAUAAAAAUUCAAUCUACAAGGAGCAUCAUAAGAAUUGUUAUGAUGGUCCUUGUUGAUGGAAUUUUCCUGUCGAUCUGCCUUUAGGAACAGAUGGCCAUGAACACGAGUCAACAUGUGCAUUUUAAGUGCAGAUCCAAAUGGGUUUCAA